AUGAUGCUCCACGAGGCAGUGAUGUUGGAAAUCUACCGACAGGCCCUUCACGCUAGUGAAAUGGCCAGCCCUAGAUGCCAAUCGAGGGAAUCGUCGUCGGGCGGGGGACGCUGUCCAUCGGACGAGUCCAUCCGCUCGGAGGGCGAGCGUGAGGAGCAGGGCGGGGGCAACAACCUCAGCCCGGUCUCGAUCACGCUCCCGCCGACGCUACCACCGGCCGCUGCAGCCGCCCUCCUGCCUCAGCAUUCGGCCGCGAUGGCGGCCUACCUGAACGUAGCAGCCGUUGCAGCGCAACAGAACCGGCUGCUGCUCGGGUCGCCGCUGGCCGCCGGCCUGGCCGCGGCCCGCAACGGCUCGCCCCCCGUACUACCUCUCCGCUCGCCGACGGACGAGAGCGACGACGCGACGACGGUGCUGGACUUUAGCAAAAAGCGCGGCACCGGCGGUGGCGACGGCGCCGACGACGACGAGGACGACGACGAGGACGACGAGGACGGUGGGGCCGGGUCGGGCAGUGGGGCCGGAGGUCGCGGCAGUCGCGGAAUGGACGGUGAGGGUGAUGGGGACGGUGGGAGUGAGUGCGGCGAUGCGGUUAACCUGAGCCAAAAGUCGUCGCUCGGGGACAACAGCCCGCUGGACCUUUCCGUCAGCCACCGGAAGCGCACGGGGAAUGAGGACGCGGCCUCGCCGCCACCCCGCAAGACGACCCGCUCCCUCGACUACAAACCGGCCAUCGUAACGCCCUGGAGCACCCCGGUCACCCCUCAACUACCGUACUUGGCCGCCGCAGCCGUCGCAGCCGCCGGACUCUCGCCCAAGAACAACCACCAUCAUCACCAGCAACAUCAUCAGCAGCAACAGCAACAACAGCAACAGCAACAGCAGCAGCAGCAACAACUGCACGACAGCUGGAACGGCAAGCACAAGUCGAGCUCGGCGUCGAUGGCCAACGACGCCACGAAGGCGCUCGAGAAGAUGUCCGAGCUGAGCCGCCUCGGAGGAGAAGACAUCUACCGGCCGUCGAACGCUGGCCUCGGACGGGAUGGCAACACGGGCGGCUCGGGUGGUGGUGGAGGCGGAGGAGGUGGAAGGCACAGUGCGUGGCAGUCCCAUUGGCUCAACAAGGGCGCCGAUUCAGCCAAGGACGUGCUGAAGUGCGUCUGGUGCAAGCAGAGCUUCCCCUCGCUGGCCGCCAUGACGACGCACAUGAAGGAGACGAAGCACUGCGGCGUCAAUGUUCCGCCGGUCGGAGGUCCCGGUGGACCGGGAGGCGGUGGUGGACACUCGCAGCAACCGAUUCCUCCUCCCUCGCAGAACAACAACAACAACAACAACAACGGUGGCAGUAUGGGAGGUGGCCAGGGUCAUGGUAACUCGAAACCUUCGCCGAGCGAGCUGAACAUGCUGAUCAAGGAGACGAUGCCGCUGCCGAGGAAGCUGGUGCGGGGUCAGGACGUUUGGUUGGGCAAGGGGGCGGAGCAGACGCGCCAGAUCCUCAAGUGUAUGUGGUGCGGGCAGAGCUUCCGGACGCUGGCCGAGAUGACGGCGCACAUGCAGCAGACGCAGCACUACACCAACAUCAUCUCGCAGGAGCAGAUCAUCUCGUGGAAGUCCUCGGACGGGGAGAAGGGUGGCGCCGGUGGUGCUGGCGGUGGUGGUGGACCACCGGGUGGUGCCGGGCCGAGUGGAGGCAACGGAGGACCGAAUGGAGGUGGUGGUGGUCCGCCACCCGGUGCGGGUGGGAAUGCGGCGGCCAGUGCGGCGGCUCAGACGAACAGCCACGUCAGCGCCGUGCUGACGUGCAAGGUGUGCGACCAGGCGUUCUCCUCGCUGAAGGAGCUGAGCAACCAUAUGGUGAAGAACGCACACUACAAGGAGCAUAUCAUGCGCUCGAUCACGGAGAGCGGCAGCCGCCGGCGGCAGACGCGGGAGAAGCGCAAGAAGUCGCUGCCGGUGCGCAAGCUGCUCGAGAUGGAGCGAGCCCAGCACGACUAUGGGAAGAACGGGGGACCCGAGGGUGGCAAUGGGCCCGGAGCGGGGGCGGCGGCAGCUAAUAAGCCGCUGCGGGAUCUCGGCGCGGGCAAGAUCAGCUGCGAGAAGUGCAAUGAGAAGAUCGAGACGACGCUGUUCGUCGACCACAUCCGCCAGUGCAUCGGAGGGACGGCGUUGCUGGCGGCUCAACAGCAGCGCGAGAAGCUGAAGAGUGCGCUGCUGUCCAACACGAUCCUGCCGCCGGACUCGAUCUCACCGGUAGCGGGACGCGACGGUCGGAAGAGCGCCGACGAACACCAUCUCCAUCUGGUGUCGCCACUUUCGUCGCAAAAGUCUCCACUCGGCUCGGACCUGUUGUCGCCGGUGUCGCUGCUCGGGAAGAAGGAAGGCUCAGGCACUGGUGGUGGUGGCAAUGGUGGUGGAGGUGAGAAGAGUUCCUCACCCUCGGUACUGAACGCAAUCGAGCAGUUGAUCGAGAAGAGCUUCGACACCCGUUCGCGUCAUUCCGGUUCGAGCUACCAGGGAGGUGGUGGUGGUGGUGGAAGCGGUGGUGGAGGUAGCCAGAGUGCCACUCCCCUCGGCUCGAGCAUCCUCAAGCGGCUCGGCAUCGACGAAAGUGUCGACUACACGAAACCGCUCGUCGAUCCGCAGACGAUGAAUCUGCUCCGAUCGUACCAUCAUCAGCAGCAACAGUUCGCGUCGCAAGCUUUUGGGCGGCGGGAGCGGAGCGGAAGUGAGUCGAGUUCGAUCUCGGAGCGUGGCAGCAGCCGGUUGGACUCGCUGACGCCGGAGAAGAAGUUCGACACGCCGAGCCACUCGACGCCGCGUGGAACUCCGGAUAAGCCGUUCCUGGACGCGGAUGGCGGCGAAGGAGCGCAUCGGCCGCCAAGCGGGGUCAACAUCAAGCGUGAGAUGAACAUGAGCGACGACGAGCAGGGGGAGGAAGGCCGGAAGGGCCACUCGCCGGUGGCGGAACAGGGCAAGAUAAAGGUGAAGAAGGAGCUGGUCCUGAUGCCGGACGAUCACGAUGAGGAGAUGCGGCCACCGAGCACGGCGCAACACCGCGGUGAGGAGCGGGAGGAUCACCCGGAGCGGCGGAACAGUGUCGCCUCGAGUCCCGCUCCGAGUCCCCGCCUCUCCACGGCCAGUGUCCCCCUCAGUCCGGCUGCUAGUCCCCUCAGCGAUCAUCAUUCCAUCGCGUCCCGUUCGACUCCGGGCGCCUCGGACUGCUCGAAGAAGCCACCCUCGGUGAGCAGCAGCCUCGGAGCGCUUUCGUCCAUGUUCGACAGCCUGACCGGUGUCGGCGGUGGCGGCUCGGGAGGCAACGACACGGGUUCAGGUGGUGCCGGCAACGGGGGGGGUUCCGGGGGCAAGAAAUCGAGCGCUCACCCGCUGGCCGCCCUGCAGAAGCUUUGUGAUAAAACCGAAACACCGUCGGCGGCUGGAGGAGGUCGAGGCGGCUCGGCUAGUUCUGCGUUGCUGGCCGCUACGGCGCAGGGAGGUUCCGGCUCGCGGACCGCCCCCGGUGCCAUCCUGGCGUUCAGCUGGGCCUGCAACGAUGCCGUCGUGUCGGACGACGUGAGUGGCGUGAGUGGCAGCACGAUCAAGUGUGCGUACUGUGAUACGACGUUCAACUCGAAAGGCGCCUACCGGCACCAUCUCUCGAAGGCGCACUUCGUCAGCGACGAUGUCAUCCCGGACCCGAAGCAACAUGGCGCCGGCUCGGGAGCCCUCUCGCUCACCGCCACCAGCGGCGCCCAAUCGCUCAAGACACGCGCCUCGCCCGCCCCCCACUCGCCAAAGUCGACCGGAUCGACCGCUCCGCUCUCGCUCGUCGCCGGCUCCGGUUCCGGAUCCGGAUCGUCCUCUUCGUCGUCUUCAGGCGGCGGCGGUGGAGCGGGAGGCAACGGACGGGAAAGCGUCGAACGGCGCUCGGACGGUGCUUCCGGCAGCGGGAACGGACCGUCGGCCAAAAGCCCACCGCCCCCGCAGUCGCCCGCCUUCGACGAGAGUCCGCACUCCAAGUUCCUCAAGUACACCGAGCUGGCCAAGCAGCUGUCGUCCAAGUACGUCUGA
This is a messenger RNA of Anopheles coustani, 4068 nucleotides long. It is a transcript of the gene tio, whose product is annotated as protein tiptop. Gene Ontology annotation, biological process: regulation of transcription by RNA polymerase II. The record is from RefSeq and is a predicted model, not a curated record. The transcript has 2 exons. Gene Ontology annotation, cellular component: nucleus. Lineage: Eukaryota; Metazoa; Arthropoda; Insecta; Diptera; Culicidae. The coding region runs from base 1 to 4068 and encodes 1355 amino acids. Gene Ontology annotation, molecular function: DNA binding; DNA-binding transcription factor activity, RNA polymerase II-specific.